CUACGUGAAAGAUUGUCUAAAAAACAAGUAGAUUCUGCGUUUCUUCAUAUGCAAUCAAUUCGAAGAAAACUUCCUUCUGCAAACUACAAAGAUCAGAUUUGCAAGGCUCUCUCUUCAAGUAACGCUCUUGUACUUUGUGGAGAAACUGGCUGUGGAAAAUCUACUCAGGUUGGUCAAUUCAUUCUUGAAGACUGUAUUGACAAAGGAAUAGCAUAUAAAUGCAACAUCAUUUGUACACAACCACGAAAACUCAGUGCAAUUGCACUUUCCAAACGCGUUGCUGAUGAGCGGUGCGAAACAGUUGGUGAUAUGGUUGGCUAUGCUGUUAGGGGAGACACGUCUCGCAGUGACAAUACCCGAUUGAUGUUCUGUACCACUGGAAUUCUAUUAAGAAUGCUACUUGGCGAUCCCACUCUUACCGGUAUCAGUCAUGUCAUUGUUGAUGAAGUUCAUGAGCGUAGUGUCGAAAGUGAUUUUUUGCUUAUUCUUUUGCGUGAUUUACUUCAAAAAAAGAGCUCUCUGCGUGUUAUUUUAAUGAGUGCAACCAUCAAUGCCGAUACUUUUUCUUCAUACUUUUUAUGCAGUGUUAUGACUAUUCCAGGAUUCACGUAUCCUGUAACUGAUCUGCAUUUGGAGAACAUUCUCGGUAUGAUUGAUUAUAUACCAGAUCUUCCAAAGCAAAAAAGCAGUAGUCGUAAAGAAGCAUCACAGAUUGAUUUAAAAAGUGAUCAAGAUGGUUUUGAUGAUAUGUGGAGUCAUCAUGAUUUAUCUGAUGGUAUUAAAAAUGCUCUUGCUAUAGCCGAACGCAACAAGCUUCUUCGAAUUGACCACAAGCUGAUUGCAGCGACUGUGUCUUAUAUUUGUAAAAACCACGAUGACGGAGCUAUUUUAAUUUUCUUGCCUGGUGUAUCAGAUAUCAAACGUUGCAUGGAUACACUCAAGCAAGAUGUAUCAUUGAAAAAUGAAAAUCUUUGCAUAUAUCCACUACAUGCCAAUCUGACCAACACCGAGCAAUCCAAGAUUUUUAGACCAACUCGUCGUUCUGAACGAAAAAUUGUGAUUGCCACCAACAUUGCCGAGACAAGUAUCACUAUCGAUGACGUAGUGUUUGUCAUUGAUUCUGGUAAAGUCAAAGAAAUUACCCUACGAAAUGAAGUGGUUACUCUCUCGGAGACGUGGUGUUCCCAAGCGGCAUGCAAACAACGACGUGGUCGAGCUGGCCGUGUCAAGUCUGGCUAUUGCUUCAAACUUUUUACUAGUCAUUUUGAAAAGAGCCGGAUGAAUCCGUUUCCUGAGCCGGAAAUUUUACAAACUCCGCUUGAGCAGCUGUGUCUUCAAAUUCGCGCCAUGAAUGUUCAAGAUAUUACCAACUUUCUUUUCAAGGCUAUUACACCACCGCCUAUUGAAAUGGUGCAUCGCGCAAUAGACUUUUUAAAAACAAUUAAUGCUUUGGAUGAGCACGAGAACCUGACAAAUCUUGGAAAGCAUAUGUCUGCAAUUCCAGCAGACGUUCGUUUAUCCAAAAUGCUACUAUUUGGAGCCAUAUUUCAAUGUGUUGGUCCUAUACUUACAAUCGCGGCAUGCUUGUCAGAAAAAAGUCCAUUUAUAUUUCCGUCUGACUCUCAAGAUCAAUCCGAAGCAACAAAAAUUCGUAAACAAUUUUCUGACGGAGAAAGUGAUUUACUAACGGCAUGCAAAGUAUUUGACGAAUGGGUGCAACUACCUACAUCUCAACGGCGUGAUUUUUGCUCAAAGAACUAUCUAUCACAUACCAAUCUUGAGAAUAUUGCAGAUCGUCGAUUGCAGUUUAGAGAUAUUCUUGUAGAUAUUGGAUAUCUUGAAUUCAAAGAAUAUAAUGUGAGCUCAACUGUAGCAGACCCUAACAUAGUCAAGGCAGUAAUCGUUGCUGGACUGUAUCCUAAUAUUGCUCGAAUCCGCUUUCCUGAAAAACAGUACGAACAGAUUGCACAUGGCACAGUUGCUAUUGAUUCUCUUUUCAUUCAUCCAUCAUCUAUAAAUUUUGAGACUACCAAAUAUCAAUAUGGGCAUCUUGCCUUUAAUCGAAAACUUGCUACAUCCAAGAUUUUUAUUUUAGAUCCAACACCUGCUUCACCAAUUUCUAUACUGAUGUUUGGUGGAGCAAUAGACACGCUGCAUGAUGGACACGCUAUUGCUGUUGGAGAAGUUGCUCGUUUCCGAGCAUUCCCGCGUGCCACGGCGCUUAUUCACGGCUUGCGGCGGCUACUUGAUAUAUUAUUAGCUGAAAAGUUUGAAGAUCCCAUGAAAGAUGUC
This is a messenger RNA of Batrachochytrium dendrobatidis JAM81, 2292 nucleotides long. RefSeq lists its product as uncharacterized. The record is from RefSeq and is a predicted model, not a curated record. Gene Ontology annotation, molecular function: helicase activity; RNA binding; ATP binding. The transcript is spliced from 8 exons. Gene Ontology annotation, cellular component: intracellular anatomical structure. The annotation marks the transcript as partial. Lineage: Eukaryota; Fungi; Chytridiomycota; Chytridiomycetes; Rhizophydiales.